UUAUGGUCGUGGAGAGGGCGGGAUGGCAGAACUGGGGGAAGACGUGGAGUCUCUGCCCCGCGGGGGCUUUCGCUGCCGCCUUUGCCACGUAACAGUAGCCAAUAAGCCCAGUCUGGAUGACCACCUGCGUGGGAAGAAACACCAGCGCCUGCAGAAUCUCCGAACUGUCCAUCAGGCCCAAGAACUUCGCAGUGUUUUUGUCAGUGGCUUUCGCAAGGGAACACUGGCUUCAGAGCUGAGUGAUUAUUUCCAGGCCUAUGGUGAGGUAGCCAACGUGGUGAUGGAUAAGGAUAAGGGAGUCUAUGCAAUUGUGGAGCUGGAGAGUGAAGAUGUGCUAGAGAAAGUCUUGGCUCAGCCGCACCACAGCCUGGGAGGUCAGAAGCUGCGGGUCAAACCUCGAGAGAAGAAAGAUUUCAAGUACACGCCCUCAAGGAAGCAGGGAGCAGGCAGGCGAGAACAGCUGAGUCCUGAGAAACUUGCACAGAAGUUGUGCCAAGCUGACGAUGUAGAUGCCCAGAUGUCUUUGGUGGUGCAACUCUUUGAGUUUUCGGAGAGUGAGCGACGCUUGCGGGACCUGCUGGUCAGCCUCUUCCAGGAGGUGUUCUCUGAGUUUUUCCCCGGCUCUGUCAUGCUCCCCUUUGGUUCCUCCGCCAAUGGCUUUGAUGUCUCUGACUGCGACUUGGAUCUGUUCCUGGACCUUGAGAAGACAAAGAGCUUCCAGGCAUCUGCGAGGGGACCCAGUGAGGCUCAGGCUGAUGAUGGGGACAGUCCGGACUCGCACUCUGAAGAUUCGAUCCUGAGCGAUAUCGACCUGGCCACCGCCACGGUGCCCGAGGUGCUCGAGUUGGUCGCUACCGUGCUGCGCAAGUGUGUCCCGGGAGUCCAUAGCGUCCAAGCUGUGCUGAGCGCCCGCCGUCCGGUUGUCAAGUUUUGUCACAAGCAGUCCGGCUUGCGUGGCGAUAUCUCCAUAAACAACAAGCUGGCCCUCUGCAACACACGUUUCCUGCAGCUUUGCACUGAGGCCGACGAGCGGGUACGGCCCUUGGUCUAUGUUUUGCGCUACUGGGCGAAGAAGCAGGCACUGGCAGGCAAUCCGUUUGGUGGGGGGCCCCUUCUUAACAACUAUGCCCUGACCCUGCUGGUGCUGUUCUUCCUCCAGACCUGCAGCCCACCUGUGCUGCCCACGGUCGCCCACCUAAGGGAAAUCUCAGAUAACGAGGAACAAACCACAGUGGAUGGAUGGGACUGCACCUUUCCCAAAGAUUCAGCCCGGCUGGAGCCCAGCGGGAACACGGACAACCUUUGCUCCCUCCUGGCAGAAUUCUUCCGCAUCUUUCAGGACUUCGACUUUGCCGGUUGCGUGAUCUCACUCCGGGAAGGGCGGCCGCUGCCCCUGCCCAGCUUCCUGACCUCUGAGGCGGCUCACACGCUCAAGCUGGGGCCAUUCAACCUUCAGGACCCUUUCGAGUUGAGCCACAACGUCGCCGCCAACGUCAACGAAAAGACGGCGCUGCGCUUCCGGCGCUGCUGCGGAGCCGCUGCCAAGUACUGCCGGAGCUUGCAGUAUCAACGCAAAUCCAGCAAGGGGAAGGUCUGGGGGCUGGUCCGCCUCUUUCAGCCGGGCAGCCCCGAGGCCGAGGCUCCAGCGGCCGAGAGCCUCGUCAUCCGUCUCCCACCGAUGCCGGCCCAGUCCCAUGAGCCUCUGGGGCAGGCAGGCGCUUCCCACCGACUCCAGUUUCAGGACAUCUGCACCUCCAUAAGCGCCGUCUUCCGCGACGUACUCAAGUGCAGCUGUGCAGAGACGCAGCAGGGAUUCGGGGAAGGAGGAGAAGCUGCCGGAUCGAAGCAGGAGGAGCAGCCGCCGGAAGCCACGGAAGGGCCCAAGCGCCCUCUGGACAGGGAGGAUGGGGGGGCAGCUUCCCCUCCCCGCAAGAAGCCACGGACUGAGAUUUCGCCCCCGGCCGGGGAGAGCGUGACCUGGAACUGCGCCAUCUGGCACCAUGUGUGGCUGGGCCGGCGGCGUGUCCGGCGGCAGCUCCGUGGGCCAGAGCUGGACGCGGAGCAACAAGCCAGCUCCCUGGAGCUGGAAGCCAGAGUGUCCGAGGCCAUUUCCCAGCAGGAAGGGGAAGGCGCCGAGCCCCUGUUGCGCUUUGUGGCUUGCGCCCGAGCCGGGGAGGGCACCCCUGGCGAGCAAGGAACGCACGUCGCUCUGAGCUUCACUCCAGCCCCCGGACAGGCAGCCCCCUUCCAGGACUUCUUCCACUUCCUGGAAGGGUUUUUGCCCCGCAUGGUGGAACGGCAGCUGGCUAGCAAGGCCUGAGCCAAGGAAAGGACCGUCCAGGCCUCUUUGGCAGUCAGGUACCGCUCUGUGCAUCUUUAUCCUUCUCAUAAUGCCCGUGCAAAUACAAAAAAAAACCUGAACGGCAAAAUGAUCUUUUUGCCGUGGUUUCCUUUCUUUCCUCAAGGAAGGGGAUGCCCAUUUCCCCCAUUACUUAGUUCUUCAUCUUCUCCCUACUCCUUUAGGCACCGGAUUUCUCAUUAAUCUUGGCGGGCGGAAAGCAAUUUCUCCUCAUGGCACCUGAUCCCUUGACUUAAAACCAUGGAUGGGGUGUUUCUGGUAGCCACUCCAUCUCUGCCAGUGUUCCAGGCAAGGUCAGUGCUGGUGAACACGGCCUGUUCGUCACCGCUCCCUGGUGGCCCCGUUCUACAGACCUGCAGCCUCUCUUGACUGACAGGUGAGGCAUCCUUCGACCACAAAUUUGCCUCAUCUUUUUGAAGCUUCCCCUGCCCCGCUAACACAGUCCCCUGGCAGGGAUUUCUUGAGAGAGAGCUUUCUCUGCGACACGAUGUCCCCUAAGCGAAUUCUUCACACAGAAUGCGUUCCAUAAAUUGCACAGAAGCAAUUGAUCGAACCUGUUUGGCCCUGGACGUGACUCCAACAGUGAGUUGCUGUCUGUACAAUCCCAGAGGUGUCUUUUCAGAAGUAAGGCCUGCUGAGUUCUGCAGGUUUAGUGUCUAUUGAGGGAGUCCAGCAGGGUGCCAGCUGCCCCGAUCCUGCAGGGGGAACUGUGGAGCUAUAUUAGAAGUGGUAAUUUGUCAGACUCACAGAGGACUAAAGUCCAUUUCAUCAGAUGCAGGAUAUCCCAUCCCUUUGACCAUGCUGACUGGGGUUGAUGGGUCUUGUACUCCAAAGUACCUAGAGGGUAUCCAGUUCAGGAUAGGUGAACAUGUAGGAAAAAUCCAGUCUACCCUGAAAGGACAGCCAGAGAUCAAUCAUCUAUAACCCCAAACCAGCUACCUUACCUCAGCAUGCCAGGAAAAUUGAGUCUGAAAUAUCUUAAUUAAAAUAAUUGUACCUUCACAUAUAUAGGGCAGGAGAGAAUAAAGUGACUUGUUUUGAGUGUGGGGACUGUUUCAUGACUGUCCUCGUCUUUUUUCCAAGGGGUAAAGGUAGAUCGCACCAAUUUGAUCAGAGAUUUUGGUAACUAAAACUUUUUGUAAUAAGGUUUUUUUUGUUUUUUCACUUUGAACUGUCACAAUAAAGUUUUUACUGGCGCA
Molecule: messenger RNA, 3558 nt
Organism: Varanus komodoensis (Komodo dragon)
Lineage: Eukaryota; Metazoa; Chordata; Lepidosauria; Squamata; Varanidae
Gene: TUT1
Product: terminal uridylyl transferase 1, U6 snRNA-specific
Exons: 10
Coding region: 23-2320 (765 amino acids)
Cellular component (GO): mitochondrion
Molecular function (GO): zinc ion binding; poly(A) RNA polymerase activity; RNA binding
Source: RefSeq, a predicted model, not a curated record